AUGACUCAAGCUUGGAGCUCUGAAUUAGACCGUGCUUGUCAAACUUUGUGUAGGCAAAAUCCAGUCUUAAGAGGUAACCCUUACUGCGCCAUAAUGGAACAUCAACGUGUUCUGUGUAUAACCUCCGCAUCUCAUGAACAUAGUAGUGCCAGCUCUGGAACUACACGUCAUAACGAAAGAAGCUCCUACGGGACUGCUUCCUUGGAAACUGGUCAUGGUUCAACUGAAUAUCUGGAGCACUCUGCCUUUCCGCCAGUGUCCACAAUACUAUCGGAUAUUUCUAACGAUAUUCCCGAUGUUUGCAUGCAUGAGGGAUACAAUGAUGAUAGCGCGCUGUCCGCAUGCUCAUCUACCAGCCAUAUUGAAGACCUUCCCUCGCCAUCGUCUAUUGAUAUGCUUACGCAUCUCUCCGUCAACUCGCCGGCCGUUGAACAUGCUCAAUCACUCUGCAAAGCUGAGAUUUUGACACAACACCGAGAAAAUCUCUGUACACCCAAUGAUUUCGAUCUUCUUCCGUGUACUUUGCGAAGGCUAUCACGGGCUUGCCACAGUCAUACAGCUUACGACGAGACGUUCCUGCAACUCAUACGAUACUUCAUGCUACAGCUUUGCUCUCCAAUUACUCCAAGUUGCAUAUCGUAUCACGAACCAGUUCUCUCUUGUGUGACUGAGGCUGGAGAAUUUACGCCCUCUCAACAGAAUAUGGCAAUCAGCAUCGACAUCAGUGAGAAGAAUAGCUGUUCAGAGUCUGAAUACUCGUGUCUCGACGUUUUCAAACUAUCAAAUGAGUUUCCAGAUGGUACAAGGCGGCGAUAUGAAGCAAACUCUCAUCUUACGGACCUUGGAAAGUGGGGUCCGAUCAAAAAAUCCUUUCACACAGCUGUGGAGCCAAGGUACUAUGAGUGUCCGCUCAUGGACAAGAAAGAGCCUCCAAGUCUAUGCGCAAAGAGAUUUCGACGUUCGGGACACCUUCGACGCCACAUCACGACUGUACAUGUUACUGAGAAUUUUCAUUGCUGCAAAGUGUGUCCCAGGUCUUUCUCUAGGCGCGAUAAUCUUCGGGAGCAUUACUGGACACACUUAAAAAGAGAUGGAAGUGUGGGAAGAAAUACUAAGAUGAGCCUCCUUGAGUUAAGUGUCAUCCUGGGUCCGAAGGAAACGCAGCUUGUAAAGCGUCUCCAGGCGAGACUCGAAAGCGUGAGGGCGAAUGAAACCAAAGCCAAGUUGUUUAGUAAUUGA
Bipolaris maydis ATCC 48331 is the source of this 1239-nucleotide messenger RNA. RefSeq lists its product as uncharacterized. NCBI's taxonomy places the organism in Eukaryota, Fungi, Ascomycota, Dothideomycetes, Pleosporales, Pleosporaceae. The record is from RefSeq and is a predicted model, not a curated record.